This is a messenger RNA of Oncorhynchus gorbuscha (pink salmon), 3182 nucleotides long. RefSeq names its product alkaline phosphatase, intestinal, tandem duplicate 2 (gene alpi.2). Gene Ontology annotation, cellular component: plasma membrane. The record is from RefSeq and is a predicted model, not a curated record. Gene Ontology annotation, biological process: dephosphorylation. NCBI's taxonomy places the organism in Eukaryota, Metazoa, Chordata, Actinopteri, Salmoniformes, Salmonidae. Gene Ontology annotation, molecular function: alkaline phosphatase activity. The transcript has 11 exons. Bases 83 to 1666 code for a protein of 527 amino acids.
CAUUCAGGUCAUAAAUGGGACCACUAACAGUGCUUCAACCUUCCUAACUUUGUUCAGAUGUCCUGUCAUUACUAAGCACAUCAUGGCUAGUCAACAUACCCUCAUUGGAUGCAUCCUAUUUCUAUCAGUGGAUUGGACUUCAUCUGUCAUUCCAGAGAAUGAGAAGCAUCCCAGCUACUGGAACAACAAGGCGAAGCAGGCCCUCCACAAAGCUCUGGAUAUGAAGCCAAAUGUCCGUCGGGCUAAGAACACUAUUCUGUUCCUGGGAGAUGGUAUGGGCAUCCCCACAGUGACUGCAGCGAGGAUCCUCAAAGGCCAGAUGAAUGGAGGGAACGGAGAGGAGUUUAGUCUGGCAAUGGACACCUUCCCACACUUAGCCCUGUCUAAGACGUACAACGUGGACCAGCAGAUGCCUGACAGUGCCGGCACAGCCACUGCCUACCUGUGUGGUGUGAAGGCCAACUAUGGAACCCUGGGUCUCAGUGCCUCAGCUCUGCGCUACAACUGCAACAGCACCUUCGGAAACGAGGUGGAAUCUGUCCUUCACCGCGCCAAGAUGGCAGGGAAGUCGGUGGGCAUCGUCUCCACCGCCCGCGUGCAGCAUGCCUCUCCUGGAGCCGCCUACUCCCACACAGCCAACCGAGGCUGGUACGCCGACGCUGACAUGAACACCGCAGACAUCACAGCAGGAUGCCGUGACAUCGCCUACCAGCUGGUCCACAACACUGACAUCAAUGUCAUUCUUGGUGGAGGACGAAAAUAUAUGUUUUCCAAGGAGACACCGGACCCAGAGUAUCCAUCAUACACAGGAGUCCGUAACGACAAGAUUGACCUCACCGCAGUGUGGCUCAAUAACAAACAGAAUGCAAAGUAUGUGUGGAACAAAGAUGAAUUUGACAAAGUGAAUCCGGAAAAAACAGACUACCUGAUGGGUCUGUUUGAGCCAAGUGACUGCCGCUAUGAGCUCGAGCGUGACCAUACCUUGGACCCUUCCCUCACUGAGAUGGUGGACAAAGCCAUCAAGAUCCUCCGCAGGAACCCCAAAGGAUACUACCUCUUUGUGGAAGGGGGGAGAAUUGAUCACGGUCACCAUGGCAGCGGGGCCAAAUUUGCCCUGACGGAGGCGGUGGAGUUUGACAAUGCCAUCGAGCGGGCGGCAGAACUGACCAGUGAGCUGGACACUCUGUCUGUGGUCACUGCUGACCACUCCCACGUCUUCUCCUUUGGAGGGCACUCCAACAGAGGGAACCCCGUCUUAGGUCUGUCCCGUAACCUGGCUGACGAUAAAAAGAGCUUUACCACCACACUCUAUGGAAACGGACCAGGAUACAAGUUAGUCAAUGGAUCUCGUGCAGAUGUCAACACGACGGAAGCAGAUCACAAAGAUUACAAGCAGCAGUCAGCCGUACCUCUGGACUCUGAGACCCACGGCUCAGAGGACGUGGCCAUCUUUGCCAAGGGUCCCAUGGCUCACCUCUUUCACGGGGUCCAGGAGCAGAGCUACAUCGCCCACGUCAUGGCCUACGCAGCAUGCAUUGAACCCUACACAGACUGCUUCAUCCCAGACCUAGAGCCAGAGCCUGACCACACAGGAGCCAUCAACCCCAGCCUCAUAGUGCUGCUGAUGGGCCUCAUACCUGCCCUCCUCUCCCUCUUCGCUGUCUGAUGGGCCUCAUACCUGCCCUCAUCUCCCUCUUCGCUGUCUGAUGGGCCUCAUACCUGCCCUCCUCUCCCUCUUCGCUGUCUGAUGGGCCUCAUACCUGCCCUCCUCUCCCUCUUCGCUGUCUGAUGGGCCUCAUACCUGCACUCUGUUCCCUCUGAUGGGCCUCAUACCUGCCCUCCUCUCCCUCUUCGCUGUCUGAUGGGCCUCAUACCUGCACUCUGUUCCCUCCGAUGGGCCUCAUACCUGCCCUCCUCUCAAUUAUAUCUGUCUGAUUUUGGAAACAUGUAGAGACCCAGCUAUGAUUAAUCUACUGAGAUUUAUCCGAUAUUCCACCACACAGACAUUUUACAUUUGAGUCAUUUAGCAGAUUUUCUUACAGGAGUGAGUACAUCCAUCUUUGUAUUGGUCCCCCCCAUGGGGAAAUCGAACCCACAACCCUGGCGUUGCAAGCAUCACGCUCUACCAACUGACCUACACGGGACCAAUAGCAACACUCGGAUUGCUCUUCUGUCCUGAAAUAUUGAUAUUCCUUAUUCAUUGCUAAUGUUCAAUCAAGAUACUCAUGUUCAACCCAUGUUUGUUUGUUAUUAAGGUAUGGAUAGUAAUGUUUGCUAUUGAGUUAGGGGUAGUUAUGUUUGUUAUUGAGUUAGGGGUAGUUAUGUUUGUUAUUGAGUUAGGGGUAGUUAUGUUUGUUAUUAAGGUAUGGAUAGUAAUGUUUGCUAUUGAGUUAGGGGUAGUUAUGUUUGUUAUUGAGUUAGGGGUAGUUAUGUUUGUUACUUAGGAAAGGGAACGGGGUAUGGAUAGUAAUGUUUGUUAUUUAGGAAAUGGAAAGGGGUAUGGAUAGUAAUGUUUGUUAUUUAGGAAAUGGAAAGGGGUAUGGAUAGUAAUGUUUGUUAUUUAGGAAAUGGAAAGGGGUAUGGAUAGUAAUGUUUGUUAUUUAGGAAAUGGAAAGGGGUAUGGAUAGUAAUGUUUGUUAUUUAGGAAAUGGAAAGGGGUAUGGAUAGUAAUGUUUGUUAUUUAGGAAAUGGAAAGGGGUAUGGAUAGUAAUGUUUGUUAUUUAGGAAAUGGAAAGGGCUAUGGAUAGUAAUGUUUGUUAUUUAGGAAAUGGAAAGGGCUAUGGAUAGUAAUGUUUGUUAUUUAGGAAAUGGAAAGGGGUAUGGAUAGUAAUGUUUGUUAUUUAGGAAAGGGAACGGGGUAUGGAUAGUAAUGUUUGUUAUUUAGGAAAUGGAAAGGGCUAUGGAUAGUAAUGUUUGUUAUUUAGGAAAUGGAAAGGGGUAUGGAUAGUAAUGUUUGUUAUUUAGGAAAUGGAAAGGGGUAUGGAUAGUAAUGUUUGUUAUUUAGGAAAUGGAAAGGGCUAUGGAUAGUAAUGUUUGUUAUUUAGGAAAUGGAAAGGGGUAAGGAUAGUAAUGUUUGCUAUUUAGGAAAUGGAAAGGGGUAUGGAUAGUAAUGGUGUUGUGUAAACUGAGCUGAUCUACAGUAUAAUCUCCAUUGACACUCCAUAAAAACUUAUCCAAAUGUA